AUGAGCAGUAAUCGGUCGAGAUCCAACUCUCCGAACCCGGAAUAUAUAUAUAGACGGUCUACGGCUAAGAGAUCUCCAUCAAUUUUGGUUACAGAUGCGAGAAAUGACUCUGUAAAGGGAGUACGGGCUCCCUUUGCAGGCCAAAGUUAUAAGAAACAACAACAACAACAACAAGAGCUCCAACAGAAACAGAUACUGCACGAACAAAAUAUAUUAAAUAACUCUCAUCAUAAUAAUUCUGGUCAGCAAUUCCAAUCACUUCAACAACAGCAACUUCAUCACCAGCAACAGCAGCAACAACAACAACAGCAGCAGCAAUUCUUACUUCAAAAGCGAUUAUCAGCAUCCCGGUCCAACAAAUACACAGAUAUAUCUGUAGACAAGCUUCUAAGUAACUCCAGUGAUAUCCCAUCUGGUCAGAGUCGUUUCCCUCUGCCUCUAGUCGGACGUAACGGGAGUAAUCUGCCACUUAGAAGAGAUGUAACCCUUGCAAAUGGACGCCAGCGGGGCCUGGCGACAAUGUCAGACAAUCCAUUAAGGAAAAAUAUCAGAAGUAUUCCCAAAUUAUCCCAAUCUCUUCCAAGUAGAACAUCAAAAACAUCCCAAAAAUUGGUUUUAAUACCCGAGCACCAACAACAAUACCGCCAUGGAUCCACAUCUCCCCCACCAGUCCUACAUGCGCCUCUGGCAUCUUCCAAUUACCCACCAGUUAUAACCCCAGACCUCCAAUCACAAAUCCAGAGAUCAAGAGCAGAACUUAUGCCCAAGGAAGCUCGUGAACAUGAAUUCAAUAGAAUGACAGCAUAUUUCAUUUGUGAACAGUUUGACUUGUCAGCUGUAUCCAAGUUUUUGAGAGAAAAUCAUGAGGUUAAACCACGAUUAUACGACGAGGCCUUGUAUGUUCCAUAUUCACUUCCACUUCUCCCUGGUGCAGAAGGUUAUCGGGUUAAAUCUAAUAAUUCUGCCAAAUUUUUACCUAGAAAGAAGUUCAUUGAAAACAUGAUUACCAAAUCAGAACAAAGAGAUCAUUUGUAUGAGUACUACUCAGGAGUAGAGACGCCAGAAGAUGCAAAUAAUUAUUCCAUGGAUCCAGAAAAUGAAAACUUUGAUAAUAGUACUCCAUUCGAUCCUUCAGAACCACAGUUUUUCGCACCCCCACUUGAAACAAGACUCAGCGAAGAUGGUGAAAGAGAUGUAGAAUUGAGAUCUCAUCGAAAUGGAGAUGGGAGAAAUGGUGACGAAACUGAAGACAAGAAUAUUAACGAUUCUAAUCAAGAUACAAUUAAGGAAGAAGUCCAGAAUUUUCCUUCUCAAAAUAAGGGGCCUAUCCCAGAUACUGAAUCUAAAUCCCCACUGUCAGAACUAUCUAAACAUCACGCAGAAAUGUUUAUUUUUGCUUAUGGAAUUGUUGUAUUUUGGAAUUUUUCUGAGAUUCAUGAAAAGAAUAUUUUGGCAGAUCUUGCAUUUGCAUCCGAUGACCCUAAUCCAUUAUUGAUUAACCCUAUUAAUGAAGAGGAUAUUGAGACGGAAGAGUUCCAUUUUGAGUAUGAUAACCUGAUCCAUAGACCACGUAUUUACAAUGAUAUGAUUACUCUUCGAUCUGGGGAUCAGCUUAUCAAGUUGACCAUGUCGCAUGCGAUUGCUCAGCUGACAAAGCUAUGUUUAUUUGAAAGCCGAAUGGUAAAUGUUCUUGGUCUGAUAUCAAAAUUACCCAAAAAAUUAGCUCUUACUGGUCAAUUGGGUCUCAAAAGGCAUCAACUUUUGAAAAAAUCAGGGAAACUUUUCAAAUUGAGAGUUGAUGUCAAUCUCUCAAGUUCAAUUUUGGAUACUCCAGAUUUUUUUUGGUCACUUGAGCCUGCUCUUCAUCCAUUGUAUACUGCGGUACGUGAGUAUUUGGAAAUCGAUCAACGUGUUCAAGUACUUAACGAUAGAUGUAAGGUAUUUUUGGAAUUUCUGGAUAUUGUGACUGAUAGUAUGAAUGAGAAAAAUACCAACAGAAUUACUUGGAUGAUUAUUUUAAUAAUUUUCAUUAGUCUUUCUGUAAGUAUUUUUGAGUUUAUACUUGAUAUGUUUGAAUAG
This is a messenger RNA of [Candida] anglica, 2079 nucleotides long. Lineage: Eukaryota; Fungi; Ascomycota; Pichiomycetes; Serinales; Debaryomycetaceae. The record is from the annotation of a GenBank genome assembly.